AUGAAUUGGGACAGCCAACAGUCCCCAAUUGGGGCGGGACGAGCAGACGAGGUUGCGGAACUCAUCGAUGCGGUCAAAUCUCUCAUAGUCCCAUUCGUCAGAGAAGCAGACGAGAAUGCACCCAUCAGGGCCGCAGGAGGGGACUCCCAGGCCGCUACAUGGCCUGCCAAUGCUCUCAUCCGCGGCGACCUCGUCCCCGCGAAGGACCUACACCAGAACCUCCGCGAUAUCCUGCCGGCGGACGAGGGCCUGGGCAAGGACGGCCUCACAGCUGCCAUCUCGCAAAUCUUGAAAUUCAGCGUCAACACCUGGGACCAGGGCUUCCUCGACAAGCUGUACAGCUCAACCAACGCCGUCGGUGUCGUCACGGAGAUGCUCUUGGCAUCGCUGAAUACGAACUUGCACGUAUACUCUGUCUCGCCUGCUCUGACCAUCAUCGAGAAGGUCACUGCUAAGACACUGGCCGGGCUGUUCGGAUUCGAUGGACCGCACGCUGGUGGUGUCACUGUCUCGGGAGGGAGCGCGUCGAACAUGACAUCCCUUGUCAUCGCCCGGUCUACGCUCUAUCCAAACACCAAGGCCUGCGGCAACGGCGUGUAUGAGUUUGUCAUCUUCACCAGCGAGCAUGGCCACUACUCGGUUGAGAAGGCCGCCAUGACGUGCGGAAUCGGCAAGAGCAACGUCUGGCUGGUACCGGUGGACAGGGCCGGGCGGAUAAUUCCAGCGCGGCUCGCAGCCAUGAUCCAGCAGGCGCGCAAGCAGGGCUUCACGCCCCUCUACGUGAACGCCACCGCCGGCUCUACAGUACUUGGGUCGUAUGACCCCUUGGAGGAGAUCUCCGCCAUCUGUAGGGCCGAGGGCUUGUGGAUGCACGUUGACGCCUCCUGGGGCGGGCCCGUCGCCUUCUCCGCGCAACUCCGCCAUAAGCUCAAGGGCGCACACCUUGCGAACUCGGUGACGGUCAACCCGCACAAGAUGAUGAACACCCCCGUCACUUGCUCCUUCCUGCUGGGACCGGACAUGCGCGUGUUUCAUAAGGCCAACAAGACGGAUGCUGACUACCUCUUCCACGGCGACGGCGCGGGCGACGACGAGGUCUACGACCUGGCGGACCUGACGCUGCAGUGCGGCCGCAGGGGCGACAGCCUCAAGCUCGCGCUGAGCUGGGUGUACUACGGGCCCAAGGGCUUCGAGAGGCAGGUCGACCACGCCUUUGAGAUGGCUGCGUACCUGGCCGCGGAGAUUGAGACCAGGGAGGGCUUUGCAUUGGUAUCGGAGACGCCGCCGCCAUGUCUGCAGGUGUGCUUCACAUACAAAUCUUCAGACGUGGCGGAGGAGAACACGAAGAGGACGGCCGAGAUGGUCAGGAGGUUGAAAGGCCGGGGCUUCAUGAUUGACUACGCCGCCUUCAACGGCUCGAGGAAAGAUGUGCCCAAGGGGAGCUUCUUCAGGGUCGUCGUCAACGUGCAGACACGGAGGGAAACCUUGACCGGGCUGAUCACGGCCUUGGAAGGAAUUGGUCGUGAUAUCGACUCGGGAUCAUGA
Messenger RNA from Diaporthe citri, 1545 nucleotides. RefSeq lists its product as uncharacterized. Bases 1 to 1545 code for a protein of 514 amino acids. Gene Ontology annotation, cellular component: cytoplasm. The record is from RefSeq and is a predicted model, not a curated record. Gene Ontology annotation, biological process: carboxylic acid metabolic process. Gene Ontology annotation, molecular function: carboxy-lyase activity; pyridoxal phosphate binding. NCBI's taxonomy places the organism in Eukaryota, Fungi, Ascomycota, Sordariomycetes, Diaporthales, Diaporthaceae. The transcript is spliced from 2 exons.